Sorex fumeus (smoky shrew) is the source of this 1486-nucleotide messenger RNA. It is a transcript of the gene GABRG3, whose product is annotated as gamma-aminobutyric acid type A receptor subunit gamma3. Gene Ontology annotation, molecular function: inhibitory extracellular ligand-gated monoatomic ion channel activity; transmitter-gated monoatomic ion channel activity involved in regulation of postsynaptic membrane potential; benzodiazepine receptor activity. The transcript is spliced from 10 exons. Gene Ontology annotation, cellular component: dendrite membrane; postsynapse; neuron projection. Gene Ontology annotation, biological process: monoatomic ion transmembrane transport; gamma-aminobutyric acid signaling pathway; chloride transport. Bases 36 to 1457 code for a protein of 473 amino acids. NCBI's taxonomy places the organism in Eukaryota, Metazoa, Chordata, Mammalia, Eulipotyphla, Soricidae. The record is from RefSeq and is a predicted model, not a curated record.
CCCGGCGCCGCCCAGGCCUCGGACCCGCGCCCGCCAUGGCCGCCAAACUCCUGCUCCUGCUCGGCCUCUUCUCGGGCUUGCACGCGCGGUCCAGGAAGGUGGACGAGGAUGAAUACGAAGAUUCCUCUUCAAACCAAAAGUGGGUCUUAGCUCCCAAAUCCCAAGACACCGAUGUGACUCUUAUUCUGAACAAGUUGCUUCGAGAAUAUGACAAGAAGCUGAGACCGGACAUUGGAAUAAAACCCACUGUGAUUGAUGUUGACAUCUAUGUGAACAGCAUUGGGCCCGUCUCGUCAAUUAACAUGGAGUACCAAAUCGAUGUGUUCUUUGCUCAGACCUGGACAGAUAGCCGCCUUCGAUUCAACAGCACCAUGAAAAUCCUGACCCUGAACAGCAACAUGGUGGGGCUGAUCUGGAUUCCCGACACCAUCUUCCGCAAUUCUAAGACUGCAGAGGCCCACUGGAUCACCACACCCAAUCAACUCCUCCGAAUCUGGAAUGAUGGGAAAAUCCUUUACACCUUAAGGCUUACCAUCAAUGCAGAGUGUCAGCUGCAGCUACACAAUUUCCCCAUGGAUGAGCACUCCUGCCCUCUCAUUUUCUCCAGCUAUGGCUACCCUAAGGAAGAAAUGAUUUAUAGAUGGAGAAAAAACUCAGUCGAGGCAGCAGAUCAGAAGUCCUGGCGGCUUUAUCAGUUUGACUUCAUGGGCCUGAGGAACACCACGGAGACCGUGACCACUUCUGCAGGUGACUAUGUCGUCAUGACUGUCUACUUUGAACUGAGCAGAAGAAUGGGGUACUUCACCAUCCAGACAUACAUCCCCUGUGUACUGACUGUGGUGUUAUCGUGGGUUUCGUUUUGGAUCAAAAAAGAUGCUACACCAGCAAGAACAGCACUAGGCAUCACCACAGUACUGACCAUGACCACCCUCAGCACCAUCGCCAGGAAGUCUCUGCCCCGUGUGUCCUAUGUGACAGCCAUGGACCUCUUUGUGACCGUGUGCUUCUUAUUUGUCUUCGCUGCCCUGAUGGAGUAUGCUACCCUUAACUAUUACUCAAGCUGUAGAAAACCAACCACCACUAAAAAGAAAACAUCGUUAUUGCACCCAGAUUCCUCGAGGUGGAUCCCUGAGCGUAUAAGCCUCCAAGCCCCUUCCGUAUGUAUAGGGUUGCAGAACUACUCUCUCCUGGACAUGAGGCCACCCCCUGCUGCAGUGAUCACGUUGAACAACCCCGUGUACUGGAAGGACUUUGAGGAGGCGUGUGUCUACGAGUGUCUGGACGGCAAAGACUGUCAGAGCUUCUUCUGCUGCUACGAGGAAUGCAAAUCGGGGUCGUGGAGGAAAGGCCGCAUCCACAUAGACAUCCUGGAGCUGGACUCGUACUCCCGGGUCUUUUUCCCCACCACCUUCCUGCUCUUUAACUUGGUCUACUGGGUCGGAUAUCUGUAUCUCUAAAUGGCCACUCUUCACAGCACUAGAUCCCU